Messenger RNA from Pyrgilauda ruficollis (rufous-necked snowfinch), 382 nucleotides. RefSeq names its product branched chain keto acid dehydrogenase E1 subunit alpha (gene BCKDHA). Gene Ontology annotation, molecular function: oxidoreductase activity, acting on the aldehyde or oxo group of donors, disulfide as acceptor. Gene Ontology annotation, biological process: branched-chain amino acid catabolic process. The transcript has 2 exons. NCBI's taxonomy places the organism in Eukaryota, Metazoa, Chordata, Aves, Passeriformes, Passeridae. The annotation marks the transcript as partial. The record is from RefSeq and is a predicted model, not a curated record.
GAGCUGUUCAUGGCGCAGUGCUACGGCAACGCGCGCGACCCCGGCAAGGGCCGGCAGAUGCCGGUGCACUACGGCUGCCCCGAGCGCCACUUCGUCACCAUCUCGUCGCCGCUGGCCACGCAGAUCCCGCAAGCCGUGGGCGCCGCCUACGCCAUCAAGCGCGCGGACGCCAGCCGGGCGGUGGUCUGCUAUUUCGGGGAGGGGGCGGCCAGCGAGGGCGACGCCCACGCCGGCUUCAACUUCGCCGCCACGCUCGAGUGCCCCAUCGUCUUCUUCUGCCGCAACAACGGCUACGCCAUCUCCACGCCCACCUCCGAGCAGUACCGCGGUGAUGGAAUCGGUGGGGAGACAAAAAUCCCGAAAUUUUGGGGAGUUUUGGGCG